AGUUUGCGCCAAGCCGCCAUCAGGAUAACAACUGGUCCUUUCGUGUAUUUAUAAAUAUCAUUCGUAAAUUUCAUUCAUAAAAUAUUACAUUGAUAUAAUUUCAAAAUUUUUUCGCGCCGUAUUUAGUAUUAUAAAAAAAAGCUUGUAUUAAAUUUUGAAAAUUAAAAAUAAUUUUUUUCAUUUUAUUUAUUUAAAACAGUAUUAUAAUUUUUUUUUUUUUUCAUAAAAAAUAAGUGUUAUUGUCUAAGUAAUAAUAAAUGAGUGAAUUUAAAAUUAUUAUUUUUUUUUGUUUCAUAAACUAUGUGAAUUUUUUAAAAUAAAAAUAAAAAUGCAACAAUAAAAAAAUUAUCGUAAAAUAUAAAUAGUGUGAAAUUAAAAUUUGAAAAUAAAAAAAAAUAAUAAAAACAAUGCUAUUAAAAAUGAAAAAAUAUUAUUUUUUAUUUUUAUUAUUUAUAAUAAUAAAAUUAGCAGCUGGUGGUAGUGAAAUAUAUGCAAAAAUGUUUUCAAAUCAACAAAUACAACAAGAUCCAUGUUAUGAAGAAGAAGAUCGUCCACGUCGUUGUAUACCUGAUUUUGUAAAUGCAGCAUUUGGUACAUCAGUUGAAGCAUCAUCAACAUGUGGAUCUGGUGGUCCAACACGUUAUUGUGAUAUAAAUGAACAAUUAAGUGGUACAACAAAUAAUGGUAUUGGACAAUGUCAUGUUUGUGAUGAUAGUACACCACGUCGUCGUUUUCCAUCAAGUUAUUUAACUGAUUUAAAUAAUCCAAAUAAUGUAACAUGUUGGCGUAGUGAACCACUUGUUACAUCACAAAAUUUUAAUUCACCACCCGAUAAUAUAACAUUAACAUUAUCAUUAGGUAAAAAAUAUGAGCUAACAUAUGUUAGUUUACAAUUUUGUCCAAAAGCAGCAAAACCAGAUUCAAUUGCAAUAUAUAAAUCAAUGGAUUAUGGUAAAACAUGGCAACCAUUUCAAUUUUAUUCAUCACAAUGUAGACGUUUUUAUGGACGUCCAAAUCGUGCAACAAUAACAAAAGCAAAUGAACAAGAAGCACGUUGUACUGAUAGUCAUAGAUUUACUGGUGGUGAUGGUAUUGGUCCAAUUGGUAGAAUUGCAUUUAGUACAUUAGAAGGUAGACCAUCUGCUGCUGAUUUUGAUAAUUCAGCAGUAUUACAAGAUUGGGUUACAGCAACUGAUAUUAAAGUUGUAUUUAAUCGUUUACAUAUGCAACAAAAUAGUGAUAUUGAUGAUAUCAUUAGUAUUGAUGAUAUUAAUAAACAAAAUGAUAAUAAUAAAUUAAUUAAUAAAAAUCAUAAAAAUCAAAUUAUUAUUGAUAAUAAUAAUGAUAAAUUAUCAACUGAUUCACCAAUUGUUAAUCAAGUAUUAGAAACACAAGAUAUUAAUACAAAUGAUGAUGAUAUUGAUAUACAAGAAAUGAAUUAUCAACCAGAAAUACAAUCAACAACAACAAUUAUAACUGCAACUAGUGGUACAACAAUUGCUCAUCAUUAUGCUGUAUCUGAUUUUGCUGUUGGUGGUAGAUGUAAAUGUAAUGGACAUGCAUCAAGAUGUUUAACUGGUAAAGAUCGUGAAAUAAGUUGUGAUUGUAAACAUAAUACUGCUGGACGUGAUUGUGAAAGAUGUAAACCAUUUCAUUUUGAUAGACCAUGGGCCAGGGCAACUGCUGCUGAUGCUAAUGAAUGCAAAGCUUGCAAUUGCAAUUCUCACGCCCGAAAAUGUCGUUUUAAUGUUGAACUAUACAAAUUGUCUGGACGUGUAAGUGGAGGUGUAUGCCUUCAAUGUCGUCAUUUUACAGCUGGAAGACAUUGUCAUUAUUGCCGUGAAGGCUACUACAGAGAUCCAACAAAACCGAUCAGCCACCGCAAGGCUUGUAAACCUUGUGAUUGUCAUUUGAUUGGUGCAUCUGGUAAAACAUGUAAUCAGAGUACAGGUCAGUGUCCAUGUAAAGACGGUGUAACUGGUACAACUUGUAAUAGAUGUGCUCGUGGUUAUCAACAAAGUAGGUCCCACAUUGCUCCAUGUGUCAAAAUACCACAGGUUAUUCAGACACAAGGCAUGGCGAGUGAAAAUAAUGGUGAACAUGAUGAUGUUGAAAAUGGAUACGACGGGCGACCUGAACAAUGUGGCAAAUGUCGAGCAAGCACAAAACGAUUAAAUCUCAACAAAUAUUGUAAACGCGAUUAUGCAAUACUUGGAAGAGUCACAGGUAGACAAAAAAUAAAUGAUGUUGGAAAUACAGCUGGUAAUACAUUUGCUAAAUUUACUCUAAAUGUUGAUUUAAUAUACAAACGAGGUGAUGAAUCACAAAUAAAACGUGGACCAAUGGCACUUUAUGUUCAUACUGCUGAUCUUGCAUGCAGAUGUCCAAAGAUCAAACCAAACAAAUCAUAUCUGUUUUUGGGUCAAGAAAAUGAUGGAACCGGUAUGAAUGGUCUUGCUGUGACACAAAAAUCAAUUGUUAUUGAGUGGCGAGACGAGUGGCAUAAUAGAAUGCGUCGUUUUCAAAAACGUUCAUCACGACAAUGUCAUUGAAGAGAUACAUCAAAUAAUCGAUGGGGGUUAAUGUCAAAAACAACAAUAAACAAAUAAACAAACUUAAAUUAUAAUAAUAAUAAAUAAUAAUAAUAUUAAAUAAAGUUUCAUAUAGUAACAAUAAUAAUUUUUUUUUAGACUUAACUUUGAGACAUGAAAAUCAAUAAAAUAAGCAAACUCAAAGUACACUUGUCAAUCACUCGACAUACCCACUCAGUAAACCUACACACUAUCUUCCUUUAACCCUCCAACUUUUGCUUUUUUUAUAACAACCCUCUUUUAUAUCCUCUUUUAUUUUCAAUAUACAUCCGACAACUAUUAUCAAUAUGUAAUACCUGUGUGUGAUUUUUAUUUGUCACAAAAAAAAAAAAACUAUAUCUAUUAAAAAUACAAAUAAAUUAUUAUCCAGCUGAAAUAAUAUCUCUCUCUAAUACUCAUCGAGUCAAAAAACAAAUCUUCUAUUACGUACAUAUCUUAUCGAAAAAAAAAAAAAAAAAAUGUAGCUAAGUUUUUUCUCAUAAUUGUAGUUGUUCAUUUUAUAAAUAAUUAUAUAUAUAUAUAUUUCUCGGAUGUAUGUGUGUGUAUCGAUGGUAUCGAUAUAGUCUCUAGUCGAUAUUAAAAUAUAUAUGUAUACAAAAUUUCACAAUUCAAUUAAUGUAUGUUUUAGAUUUUUUUUAUAAUUUUUUUUUAUCGUAUAUUGAGAAAUAAUAAAGAAGAAAUAUAAAUGAAAGCAAAAUAAUCAAUGGGAAUAUAUAAAAUAAACAUGUAAAAUUUAUAAAAUUAUAAAUGGAUUAUAAUAUUUGACAGAGUGUAUUAAGAAAUAUUGCUUACGAUUGGCAAAAAUAAUAUAAAAAUUUCAUGCCAGGGUGAACAAGAUCAAGCGUGAUUUUUGGAACGGGGUUUACUGUGUUUUACAUUUCAAAAUUUGAUUUACUCAUUGGCAGCCCCCUCAGUGUAUUAUUUCUCGUAAUUCAUAACUCUCUUCUUCAUCGUUUUUGAUUAUUUUAUUUUUUUUAUUGGCAUUUUAAGAAGGCAAACGCCAAAGAAAAAACAGCAACGUAAAAUGGAGAAAUAAAAAAUAAAUAAAAUGAUGAAAAAAAAUAUAAAAAAAUUUAAAAAAUAACAUGAAGAAGAGAAGAAAGUAAAAGGGGGUUUAAAUAUAAUGAGGUUGAAAAAUUGUAUGAAAAAAAAAAAAAUAUAUAUACACAGAAGGG
Molecule: messenger RNA, 3766 nt
Organism: Aphidius gifuensis
Lineage: Eukaryota; Metazoa; Arthropoda; Insecta; Hymenoptera; Braconidae
Product: netrin-3-like
Exons: 7
Coding region: 408-2552 (714 amino acids)
Molecular function (GO): protein binding
Source: RefSeq, a predicted model, not a curated record